Tripterygium wilfordii is the source of this 1625-nucleotide messenger RNA. Its product is annotated as serine/arginine-rich splicing factor SR45-like. The transcript has 12 exons. Lineage: Eukaryota; Viridiplantae; Streptophyta; Magnoliopsida; Celastrales; Celastraceae. Bases 54 to 1322 code for a protein of 422 amino acids. The record is from RefSeq and is a predicted model, not a curated record. Gene Ontology annotation, molecular function: RNA binding. Gene Ontology annotation, biological process: mRNA splicing, via spliceosome. Gene Ontology annotation, cellular component: cytoplasm; nucleoplasm; ASAP complex.
CCCUAGGGUUUAUCGACGGAUGUAUUAGUUCACAAACCUCUACCACCACAGCAAUGGCGAAGCCGAAAAGAGUCCGCCGCUCGCCGCCUUCCGGGUCCGUUUCGGGCUCAUCAACUCGGUCUAGGUCCCGUUCCCGAUCUAGUUCCUCGACUGGGUCAGGUUCUCGGUCCACCUCUCGGUCUCGAUCGUUGUCGCGCUCUAGGUCCCGCGCCAAAUCCUUUUCCAGCUCGUCUUCCUCCCCUUCUCGGAGUGCCGGCUCUCGUAGCCGUAGCCCUCCUCGUCGCAAAAGUCCUCCUGAUGUACCUAAGCGAGGUCGCUCCCCACCCCCGCCAUCUAAGAAAUCUCCGCCUCCAAGGAAAGUCUCUCCCAUUCGUGAAUCUCUCGUUCUUCACAUUGACUCGCUCAGCAGGAAUGUGAAUGAAGGUCAUUUGAAAGAAAUAUUCAGCAACUUCGGCGAAGUUGUUAAUGUGGAGCUGGCAAUGGACCGCAACGUUAAUCUUCCAAGAGGAUAUGGUUAUGUUGAGUUCAAGUCUAGAGCAGAUGCAGAGAAAGCCCUGUUGCACAUGGAUGGAGCCCAAAUUGAUGGGAAUGUUGUUCGAGCAAAGUUCACUUUACCUCCACGGCAAAAGCUUUCCCCACUGCCAAAGGCCAUUCCUAGUGCUCCAAAAAGAGAGGCACCAAAAACCGAUGCUGAUAUCGAGAAAGAUGUGCCUAAACGGCAGAGAGAAUCAGCAUCGCCUCAGAGAAAACCUCUACCUUCACCAAGAAGAAGAUCUCCUGUAGGUCGAAGAGGUGUAUCUCCGAAACGGCACCCUGAUUCUCCUCCACGACGACGUGCUGAAUCUCCUGUUCGUCGUCGGGUAGAGUCCCCUUAUCGUCGUGGUGAGACACCUCCUAGGCGCAGACCUGCAUCACCACCAAGAGGUCGUUCUCCAUCUCCUCGGAGGCGGCAAAGAUCACCUGCAAGGCCCUCUCCCCGAAGGGUACGUGGCAGUCCCAUUCGUAGACGUUCGCCUCUACCCCCACCCAGACGCCGUUCACCUCCUAGAAGGGCCCGGAGUCCACCAAGAAGGUCACCAUUCAGUCGUAGGCGUAGCCGUUCUCCAAUUCGUCGACCUCUUCGCUCGCGUUCACCAUCUAUCUCACCUCGAAGAGGCCGAGCACCACCUGUGAGACGCGGGAGGUCUUCUUCAUACUCAGGAUCUCCUAGUCCACGCAAGGUAACCCGGAGAAUCUCAAGGAGUCGCAGUCCUAGAAGGCCUUUGAGAGGAAGAAGUAGUAGCAAGAGCAGCAGCAGUACUUCACCACCUCGUAAGCCAUAGGUAAUUUCUGUUCUGUCCUCCCCUCUGCCCCGCCUCUUUCUUCUACCACCCCCUACUUUGUGUUUCUGUGUGCGUGUGUGGUUGAGUACUCACGUCUCUCAAUAUUGUCAAUGUAUUAGAGAAAAACUGCAGUGGAACUUAGCAUCUCUUUAUUAAGUGGUUGCUUUAAGGUGUUGGUUUUAGGAACAUUUGUCUGUAUUCCCUAUACUAUGUUUGAUGAGGCUGUAUCAUUUGGACCCUGUAUUUUCUCAUUAAUUCUGUAAACUGCUUAAUUGUGCUGCAUGGUACAUAUCUUGGCUCGUU